Molecule: messenger RNA, 607 nt
Organism: Staurois parvus
Lineage: Eukaryota; Metazoa; Chordata; Amphibia; Anura; Ranidae
Source: the annotation of a GenBank genome assembly
CCCAUUCUAAAUGCGCAUGCAUGGCUCCGGGAGUGCUCACCGCGGUGAUCGGUGCGGAUCACCUAUCAAUGGAAAGAGCCAAAGAUAUCGGCUCGGUCAUGUGAUCAGCUAGGGGACAUGUACACUGAUCAUCAGGGUACUGAUGAUCAGUGUGCCCUGAUGAUUUGUGUAGCCCCAGCAGUGCCACCUGUCAGUGUCCAUCAGUGUCAGCUAUCAGUGCUCAUCCAUGCCCCCUGCCAGUGCCCAUCAGUGCCACAUCAAUACCACAUUUCAGUGAAUACCAGUGUACAUCAAUGCCACAUAUCAGUGCCCAUCUGAGCUGCCUUUCAGUGUCACCCAGUGCCAGUCAGUGCCACCUAUCAAUGCCAGUCAGUGCCACCUAUCAGUGCUGCCAAUUAGUGCCGCCUAUCAGUGCCAGUCAGUGCCGCCUAUUAGUGUGCAUCAGUGCCGCCUAUCAGUGCCAGUCAGUGCUGCCUAUCAGUGCCAGUCAGUGCCAUCUAACAGUGCCAGUCAGUGCCGCCUAUCAGUGCCGCCUAUCAGUGCCACCUAUCAGUGCCGCCCAUCAGUACCAUAUAUGAGUGCUGCCUUUCAGUGCCCAUCAGUGAUG